Prunus mume (Japanese apricot) is the source of this 404-nucleotide messenger RNA. Its product is annotated as large ribosomal subunit protein eL39. Gene Ontology annotation, biological process: translation. Gene Ontology annotation, molecular function: structural constituent of ribosome. NCBI's taxonomy places the organism in Eukaryota, Viridiplantae, Streptophyta, Magnoliopsida, Rosales, Rosaceae. The record is from RefSeq and is a predicted model, not a curated record. Gene Ontology annotation, cellular component: cytosolic large ribosomal subunit; ribosome.
GCAAUAGGGUUUCCUAUCGCUAGGGUUUUUGUCUGCAAGUCGCUCCUCCAGCCGAAGCUCCCACAGCGAAAAUGCCGUCGCACAAGACCUUCAGGAUCAAGAAGAAGCUGGCGAAGAAGAUGAGGCAGAACCGACCCAUUCCUCACUGGAUCCGCAUGAGGACCGACAACACCAUCAGGUACAAUGCUAAGCGCAGGCAUUGGCGCCGUACCAAGCUCGGGUUUUGAGGUGGAUGACACUCGUAACUUGGCAUUUUGUUUAAGAUUUUAUUUGGCAAAAAACAGUUGGAAACUUUUAUGUUAUAAUCAAUUGCGAAUCUAUAUGGAGUCCCUUAGCAGAGAUUGAUAUUUGGUUUGUAGUUUAUUUGUAUUUCAAGUAAUGGGUUGGACCAAUUUUUGAAUUUA